Gigantopelta aegis is the source of this 2071-nucleotide messenger RNA. Its product is annotated as protein kinase 4-like. The transcript has 5 exons. The coding region runs from base 92 to 1090 and encodes 332 amino acids. The record is from RefSeq and is a predicted model, not a curated record. NCBI's taxonomy places the organism in Eukaryota, Metazoa, Mollusca, Gastropoda, Neomphalida, Peltospiridae.
CGGAUGUUACCGCAUGCGCAGUACGGACCCGGCUGUGUUAACAGGCUCCCGCAUCGACAAACAACACAUUUGAACACUCAAUCACCGACCAAUGGAGUUACCGAUGGGGGAGCGCAUUUUCCAGGCGGAUUACAUCCAGAGGAAACGAUAUCGCAAGAGUCGGAUAGAGUACCUUGUCAAAUGGAAAGGAUAUACUGUCAAGCACAGCACAUGGGAACCCAAAGGGAAUAUUUUGGAUCCGUUGCUUAUAGCGGAAUUUGAACAGAAGAGAAUGAACUGGAGAAAACGGCAAAAAGUUCAGAGAGCUGAGAGAAGACGACAGAGCCAGAUGUUGGCUUGCAGUCCGCAGACGAGCGACGCAGUAGCAGACGACAGUGAUGUCGAAGACCGUCCCCUGUCUUUGUUCGAGCGAACGUCCAACAAUUCCCUCGCCUCCGGUCUGUGGUCCUGCUACACAGCAGAUGCUCAGUGCAAGACAUCGUCGUUGUUGUUCGGGGAUCAUCGGAGAAAUUCGGACAAAGAGAGUGACUCGGAGCAUUCCGUGGACAAUAACACGAGCGACAACGGCAACGUUACGGAAACGGACUGUAACGAAGGAGAUUUGUUACUCCCGACGGAAAGUACCGAUGUGGAGGAUAAGUCGCCAUCUGUUGAAACGAACUACCAGGCUCCCUUUUGGAGGGCGUGGAGUACGCCGCCACUGACGGAUAACGUGAACCACAAUCUCAACCUGAUAACCCCGGCACGCGCUGUCGUCUGCGAGCAAGGGGAGAUAACUGCAUGUGAAGCGCUAAUCCGACUAGGGGACACGACGGACACUGUGAACAACAACAACAACAACGGCAGCAAUAACAACAGCUCCGCGUGUUACAAUUCGCUGGACAAUACGAAGGAGAGUUCUGUGUGUGAUAUGAACUGCAGCAGAUCGCAGCCGACCCGGAAGCAGAUGUACUACCCGGCGACUGGCGGCGAACCCAUGCAGGUGCUCGUUACCGACGUCACGUUAAACUGUGUCAAAGUGACGUUCAUGGAAAGCCACACGCAAAAAGGAUUCUUUAAGAGCGCGCAUACCGACAUGGAAACGGACUGAACAAAGACAUAAUAUUCUCUCUUCUUUUUUUUAACGACCGACAUCGAUUUGCGAGGUGAGGGUCGGUGGAGGGAUGGAAGGUGGGGGGGGGGGGGGGGGGGCGAAGGCGUUGUUAACCACUCUCCAUAUCUGCCAAACAGUGUGAACAUUCGGAAAAAUAUUUCAACUGAAUUCAUGCAGAAAAUUGGGGGGAAAUCCUGAUGCAUUGAACUCCUUCAGGUAGAAACCUGUGCUGCCCUGGAGUAUUCAUAUACGCCUUUGACUGCCGAUGUCGUUACGAUGAACAUCUACUGUUGUUUUAAACGCGGCAGACACACAAAACGGGACAUACGCAAAUUGUUAAGUUUUUUCCGCCGUUAAUUGUGGGCAAACAUUGGCUCGUUGUUUCAGGUGCACUGUGGUCAAACAUCACGACAAUUGUUUCAUGUUCCACCGUCGUGUUUAGACUUACAUUUCAUCUCUUCUCCCUGGCCACGUCUCGCUCUGUGUGUGUGGUCACGUGUUGUAAGUGCAAUUCUGUGAUUGGCGUGUUCAAUGUCAUGUACUGUAUCACCUCUAAAACAUAUCUGCACAGUUUGUGUUGGUGGAGAUGCAUCUUGUUACAUCUACAAGUUUGUCUUUUAACUGGAACACGCGUAUCCAACAUCUUGUAUUUGCAAGAGCAUAAUAUUAUAGAUACUAAAACAUUCGAUCAAAAUAUAUUGACGGAUUUACAUCGUGUUACAUUUCAAAUAUGUUUGCAUUUACAAGCAUGUUUACGGUAAAGAGACGGAUAUCUACAUCUUGUUACAUCUACAGGCAUGUACGGAUACGGGAGUACAUUAGACCAAUCGGUGUCCGAUGGAUAUACAUUUGGGUACAUUUGCAAGCAUGUAUUGACAUGGGAAUUUUGUCCACUCCAUGGAGAGCUAACUGAAAAGUUUGUUGUGAAACCGGAUGGUUAUGAAGUUCCUUUGAUGAUAAUAAAAAUACGUACAUGCA